CUCUCCAGGCUGCGAGUGUGACUGAGUGUGCGCGAGUGUGACAGGGUCGGAGGGGGACAGCGUGUGUGCGUGUAGGAGAGCGCAUUGGGGCGCGCGCGGCAGUUUGACAGAGUUGUGAGAAGGGGGCUGCGGGUGUCCGCGUUUCGGUGUGUGAGAGGCCGGGUCCGAGGGAGCCGCGCGUGUGCCAAGGAGGUGGCCAAGUUGGAGAAGCACCUGAUGCUUCUGCGUCAGGAGUACGUGAAGCUGCAGAAGCGCCUGGCGGAGACGGAGAAGAGGUGCCGGCUCCUGGCUGCCCAGGCCCACCAGGAGGAUGGCAGCGGCGGCGGCGGCGGCGGAGACUGCUUCAUCACGCGGCUGCUGCGGAUCGUGGCGGACCUCUACGAGCAGGAGCAGUACAGCGAUCUGAAGAUCAAGGUCGGCAGUCGGCGCGUCAACGCCCACAAGUUCGUGCUGGCCGCCCGGAGCGAGCACUGGAGUCUGGCCACUUUGGCCUCCACAGAAGAGCUGGACCUUUCAGCAGACGCCAACCCCGAGGUGACCAUGGCCUUGCUUCGCUGGGUCUACACGGACGACUUGGAGCUCAAGGAGGACGACGUCUUCUUGACCGAGCUCAUGCGGCUGGCAAACCGAUUCCAGCUGCAGCUCCUGAGGGAGAGGUGUGAGAAAGGCGUGAUGGCCCUGGUGAACGUGAGGAAUUGCAUCCGCUUCUAUCAGACGGCCGAGGAGCUGAACGCGGGCUCGCUGAUGAACUAUUGUGCGGAAAUCAUCGCCAGCCACUGGGACGACCUGCGCAAAGAAGACUUCAGCGGCAUGAGCGCGCAGCUCCUGUACCAGAUGAUCCAGUCCAAGACGCAGCACCCGCUGCACAAGGCCAUCCGGCUGGAGCGGGAGGACGUGGUCUUCCUCUACCUCAUCGAGACGGAUGCCCAGCUGCCCUUGAAGCUGAAUGAGCUCGAUCCCAACGGAGACCUCGCCUUAGAUCUCGCCCUCUCCCGAAGGCUGGAGAGCAUCGCCACCACGCUGGUGAGCCACCGCGCCGACGUGGACAUGGCCGACAAGAACGGCUGGAGCCUGCUGCACAAGGCCAUCCGCAGAGGCGACAGCUUCUCGGCCACCUUCCUCAUUAAGAACGGCGCCCUGGUGAACGCGGCCACCGCGGGGGCGCAGGAGACGCCGCUGCACCUGGUGGCCUCGGCCGGCGGCAAGAAGGGCCCGGCGGACGGCACGUCAGAGAUGGAGCACAUCACAGAGUCCCUCCUGCAGGCCGGGGCGAACCCCAACAUGCAGGAUGCGAAGGGGAGGACGCCGCUGCACUCCUCCAUCGUGGCCAGGAACGACGUGGUCUUCAGUCAGCUGCUGCAGUGCAAACAGCUGGACCUGGAGCUGAAGGACCACGAGGGCAGCACCGCCCUGUGGCUGGCCCUGCAGUACGUCACCGUGGCUUCGGACCGAGCCGUGAACCCCUUCGACGACGCUCCCGUCGUCAACGGGACGUCCUUCGACGAGAACAGCUACGCAGCCAGGCUGAUCGGGCGCGGGAGCCGCACUGACGCCCCCGACGCCACCACGGGGAACUGCUUACUCCAGAGGGCGGCCGGAUCGGGCAACGAGGCUGCGGCCCUCUUCUUGGCGGCCAGCGGAGCCCCCGUGAAUCACAGGAACCGCUGGGGAGAAACGCCGCUGCACACGGCCUGCCGCCACGGCCUGGCCACCCUGACGGCCGAGCUCCUGCAGCAGGGCGCCAACCCCAACCUGCAGACCCAGGAGGCGCCGCCUGCGGCCCCGGGCCCGGCCGAGGGCGUCUACCUGCAGACCCCCCUGCACGUGGCCAUAGCGUACAGGCACCCCGACGUCGUGUCCGUCAUCCUGGAGCAGAAAGCCAAUGCCCUGCACGCCGCCAACCCCCUGCAGAUCAUCCCGGACUUCAGCCUCCGGGAUUCCCGGGACCAGACGGUGCUGGGGCUGGCGCUGUGGACAGGGAUGCACACGAUCGCGGCCCAGCUGCUGGGCUCGGGCGCCUCCAUCAACGACACCAUGCCCGACGGGCAGACGCUGCUGCACAUGGCCAUCCGGCGGCAGGACGACAGGAGCGCCCUCUUCCUCCUGGAGCACCAGGCCGACAUCGGCAUUCGGACCCAGGACGGAGAGACGGCCCUGCAGCUGGCCAUCCGCAGCCAGCUGCCCCUGGUGGUGGAUGCCAUCUGCACCCGCGGGGCCGACAUGUCGGUGCCCGACGAGCGAGGGAACCCGCCCCUGUGGCUCGCCCUGGAGAGCAACCUGGAGGACAUCGCCUCGACCCUGGUGCGGCACGGCUGCGACGCCACGUGCUGGGGCCCCGGGCCGGGCGGCUGCCUGCAGACCCUCCUGCACCGAGCCAUCGACGAGAACAGCGAGGCCGUGGCCUGCUUCCUCAUCCGCAGCGGCUGUGACGUGAACAGCCCGAGGCAACCCGGCGCCAACGGAGAAGGAGACGAAGAGGCCCGGGACGGCCAGACCCCGCUGCACCUGGCGGCCUCCUGGGGGCUGGAGGAGACCGUCCAGUGCCUCCUGGAGUUCGGGGCCAACGUGGCCACGCAGGACGCGGAGGGCCGGACGCCGAUCCACGUGGCCAUCAGCAGCCAGCAGGGGGUCAUCAUCUCGCUGCUCCUCUCGCACCCCGACAUCCGCCUCAACGUCCGCGACCGCCAGGGCCUGACGCCGUUCGCCUGCGCCAUGACCUACAAGAACAACAAGGCGGCCGAGGCCAUCCUGAAGCGGGAGCCGGGCGCUGCCGAGCAGGUGGACAACAAGGGCCGGAACUUCCUCCACGUGGCGGUCCAGAACUCGGACAUCGAGAGCGUCCUGUUCCUCAUCAGCGUCCAGGCGAACGUGAACUCCCGGGUCCAGGACGCCUCGAAGCUGACGCCGCUGCACUUGGCCGUCCAGGCCGGGUCCGAGAUCAUCGUGCGCAAUCUGCUUCUCGCAGGGGCCAAAGUGAACGAGCUGACCAAGCACCGCCAGACCGCCCUGCACCUGGCCGCCCAGCAGGACCUGCCCACCAUCUGCUCGGUCCUCCUGGAGAACGGCGUCGACUUCAGCGCCGUGGACGAGAACGGGAACAACGCCCUCCACCUCGCGGUCAUGCACGGCCGGCUGAGCACCAUCCGGGCCCUCCUGACCGAGAGCAGCGUGGACGCGGAGGCCUUCAACCUGAGGGGUCAGUCGCCGAUGCACAUCCUGGGCCACUACGGCAAGGAGAACGCGGCCGCCAUCUUCGAGCUCUUCCUGGAGUGCAUGCCCGGGUACCCCGUGGACAAGGCCGACGCCGAGGGCAACACAGUGCUGCUCCUGGCCUACAUGAAGGGCAACGCCAACCUGUGCCGCGCGGUCGUGCGGGCCGGGGCCCGCCUGGGCUCCCACAACCUGCAGGGCGUCAACAUCUUCAAUUUCCAGGUGGCCACCAAGCAGCUGCUCUUCAGACUCCUGGACAUGCUGUCCAAGGAACCUCCGUGGUGUGACGGCUCCAACUGCUACGAGUGCUUGGCCAAGUUUGGGGUGACCACGCGGAAGCAUCACUGCCGGCACUGCGGGCGCCUCCUCUGCCACAAGUGCUCCACCAAGGAGAUCCCCAUCAUCAAGUUCGACCUGAACAAGCCCGUGCGGGUGUGCAACAUCUGCUUCGACGUCCUGACCUUGGGGGGCGUCUCCUAGGCCCGCCCUCGUCGGCCCGGCCCGGCGCCGGCCCCCCCGCGGCCGCCUGGAAACAAUGAAGGACCCUCUCGCGACUGGCUCCAAGCCUCGUGUCGGGCUGCUGGCGAGUGCGGCGGCCCCGGGAGAGCCCACCGGGCGGGGGGCACUUCGGAAACAGGGUUCCGAGGAGGAUCGUGGGGAAGAGUGGCCUUAACAACAAAGCUUCACGGGGGGGGGGUGCCCAGGGGGGUCCCUGCCCCGCGGCACGCCAGGAGGGAAACGAGCCGUGGCUUGGGCCACGCGGGGAUCCCUUCGGGAAUGUGGCUCUGACACCCGAGAAGAGACGGGUUGGAACUUGGGUGCGCCGCCCCUCGCCGAGGCCCUCCUGGUCUCUGCCCGAUCCGGGGGAGGCCGGGGGACCCUGGUGGACGAGGAGCGGCAUCGAGGAAGAGGCCACCUCCGCGCCCGAUGCCUGCCUCGUCCUCCCGGGCCCUCGGCGUCCUGCGGCCGUCAAGUGCAGGUGCAGCGGGGGGGCCUCAUCUGUUAGCGUGCGCACACGCGUGUGCACACGCGACGCAGAAUGAUGCUGGACGCCAGGGGCUCCCCUCCUGCCGGCCACAUCACACGCCCAUCGUGUUCCAGCUACGGGUGGGAUGAGGUUCCGGCCCAGAAGACGAGGAGUCCCUUUCGGACCACGUUUCUCCUGAGCUGCCACAUUCCCCAACCGUGAUUAGUGGGGAGCCAGCGUCCCCCGAGCCCCCUCCCCGAGCGCGGCCCCGAGGAGCCGUUCCCCGCAGCUUAAUGAAGUGAAAUGGAAUUCUUGACUCAGAAUCAUGGAUGAUGUUAUGGCUGGCGGCCCGGCCUCCCCUCCGCCGGCGCCUGUGCCUGCUCCCACUUACUGCAUCACUGCUCACACUAAGCCUGAUCAUGGGUUGAAAUGUGCUGGGAACACACGCGCGUGUUUGCGUGUCGGCACGGACGUUUCCCCUUCCCUCGUGCCGUGCCGGCUCCCCGGGCCCCCUCCGCUGCCCGAGCCGCUCAGGGGGGCGGCCCCCCGAUGGUGCCCGCUGUGCCCAUCCCGCCGACACUCCUACGGGCACCUGGGAUCACGAGUACAGACAGGCCUGAGAGCAGAGCGGCAAAGCCGGGCAGCUUCUGCGCUGGGGGACCCCCGAAUCCUCCAGCUGAGGCUCCUAAGGCAGGAGCUGCCAUCGUGGCCCUCCGCCGGGGUGCUUCUCUAGUUGCCCAGGAUUUCCUUGCCCGAACCCCUCUGCUGCCCCCAGGGAUCGACCCCACGUGCCCGGGAGCCCCGCAGCGAUCCCGUGCCGCUUCCCCGAGGCCCUUCUGCCCCCCUUGUUUUUCCCAAGCACAAGCCCUGCCCGGUUCGGUCACAGGUCCUCCCUCUGGCCUGAUCCCGGACAACUGCACCGCCCUCCAGGGGAAGGGGCGGCCUGAGAGGCAGGAGUCAGGCCGGGGGCAGCCCCAAAGCACAAAAGCCCUUAGAGGGGAUGGUGGGGGCCGGGGGCUUUUGUGACCUGACUCCUGGGACCUCGCCUUCCCCUUGUGCCAGCGUCUGGAAAGGGCCGCUACCAUUGUAGAUGCCUUAACGACUCCACAGGGUCAGACGUGUCCGGCUUCCUCUCCACGGGCCACGAGUGGCACCUGAGCCCAGCCCCCACUGGGCACUCUGGGCAGGCCAGAGUGGUGGGCCCAGCCCCCUCCCAAAGGUCCCUGCAGCCCGGGGACACUGGAAGGAUGUCCGAGGGCCACCAGGAGAGGGUGCACGUGGCCGCCAUUUCCUUGGAGCCUGUGGAAUAGAAUGUAUUUUUCCAAAUGGUUAUUUGCAUUAACUGUAAUGAUUCCUUGUAAUAAAACCAGAAUGGUGUCAAA
Monodelphis domestica (gray short-tailed opossum) is the source of this 5559-nucleotide messenger RNA. RefSeq names its product ankyrin repeat and FYVE domain containing 1 (gene ANKFY1). NCBI's taxonomy places the organism in Eukaryota, Metazoa, Chordata, Mammalia, Didelphimorphia, Didelphidae. Gene Ontology annotation, molecular function: protein binding; metal ion binding. The record is from RefSeq and is a predicted model, not a curated record.